CUGGCGCUCAGUGCGCAUGCGCGUCACACGCACACUGUGCUGGUAUGUGAGAGGUCACUCCAGGCUCACCGAAGCCCCGGGCGCUGCGGAGGCUCAAAUAACGCAGCGACGCGGCCAUUGCUCGUCAUAAAUUACUCAACAACCAAAUAUGAAGGCGGCUGUAUAAAUAUCCCCAUCUCUCCUUCGACUGAGGACGCUUUUAGAGGCUCCCGGUGUACAGCUGACAGUUUUGUUGCUGUCCGCAGCAUGGCGGGUUGCGGAGAGCUGGACAUCUCUGGAAGCGCCUCGGCUCCCUCCAAGCUGCUGGAGGAAGGCCGAGAGGACUCCUCCAACUCCACCGUCCCCCCCAACCCGGAGUGUGCCAUCUGCCUGCAGAGCUGCGUGCACCCGGUGUGUCUGCCCUGCUGCCACGUCUUCUGCUUCCUGUGUGUGAAGGGGGCGUCGUGGCAGAGCAAGCGCUGCGCUCUGUGCCGGCAGGAGAUCCCCGAGGACUUCCUGGAGAGGCCGGUUCUCCUCUCUCCCGAGGAACUGAAGGCGGCGGCGGCGGGGCUGAGCCGCGGCGGCAGCGAGUCUCACAGAGACAACGCGUGGUACUACGAGGGCCGCAACGGCUGGUGGCAGUACGACGAGAGGGCCAGCAGAGAGCUGGAGGAGGCCUUCGUGAAGGGCAAGAAGAGCACGGAGAUGCUGAUCGCGGGGUUCCUUUAUGUGGCCGAUCUGGAAAGCAUGGUGCAGUAUCGCAGGAAUGAGCAUGGCCGCAGGCGCAAGAUAAAGAGAGAUGUUGUAGAUAUCCCCAAAAAAGGGGUGGCGGGAUUGAGGCUGGAGCCCGACCCUGUCCCUGUCCCAGUCCCAGUCCCAGUCCCUGGUCCACCCGCUGUUGCCGCGGCAGCCACAGAGCGCGUCAGCUCAGCUGAUGGGUCCGACUCCUCAGGCCAGCCGCAGGCCUCAUCUUUUGGGGUGAUGGUGUCCCGCCCUCCCGUGAGACCCCAAACUCUGUUGGGGCGCCAUCUUAGCAGUCCCCUGUCUCCAUCUCCCUCCCCCCUGGAACAGUCUUUCUCCCAGCUCCUCGUCAGUCAGCCGGAGGGCGGAGAGGAGGAGGAGGAGGAGGCAUCUGGGAGCAGCGAGAGCGAGGAGGAGAAGGAGUGCGGCAGGGGGAGAGCGGGAUCUCUGGAAGGAAGAAGCAGGCAGAGAGCGCUGAGAGAGAACCAGCCAACCAGAGUCCCUCCCAGAGGCAUGCCCUCCACCUCCGGCCUGAGCGUCCGCUCUCGCAGUCCUGACGGUCAGUGCACUGUGACAGAAGUGUGA
This is a messenger RNA of Menidia menidia (Atlantic silverside), 1305 nucleotides long. The record is from the annotation of a GenBank genome assembly. Lineage: Eukaryota; Metazoa; Chordata; Actinopteri; Atheriniformes; Atherinopsidae.